Molecule: messenger RNA, 2409 nt
Organism: Adineta steineri
Lineage: Eukaryota; Metazoa; Rotifera; Eurotatoria; Adinetida; Adinetidae
Source: the annotation of a GenBank genome assembly
AUGGCUACUGCUACUCUACCAAACGAUGAUUUUUACUCAAACACUGAUGAUAAGUCUCUGGAAAUAUUCUCAAUCAUUUGGCUCGAUGCAAAUGUGAACGUUAAAGACACUCGAGAGACAGAACAAAAAUUACGUUCUAUUAUUAAUCAUAUCAAGAAAUUUCAAGAUAUAAAACAAUGUCAACAGUAUAUUGAACAAAGAUCAGAAGAAGAUCGAUUAAUACUUCUUGUUAAUGGUCAAUUCGGACGGGAAAUAGUACCCUACAUUCAUCAACUUCGACAACUUAUAUCAAUUUAUGUUUAUUGUAUGGAUAAGAAGAAUAAUGAACAAUGGACUUACAACUUUACAAAAAUAAAAUCUGUUGUUGUUGAUCUUAAUGGACUUGUCACUCAAAUUACAACAGAUCAUAAAAUUCAGAAAAAGGUAGAAGAACCAUUGUCAAUCAAUAUUUUCACAACAAAUAUUGGUGCAGGUAAAUCAACAACAGGAGUUAAUGGACAAUUUGUUUUUUCUCAAAUUCUCGUUGACUGUCUUCUACAAUUAAAAUCAAGUGAAAUAGACAAAAUUGAACUUAUUAAUCUUUGUCAAAAUGAAUAUGAUGGAAAUUAUACCGAACUAAACAAUCUUCUUGAAUUUCAACAAGAUUAUUCGCCUAAUAAAGUGUUAUGGUGGUACACAAAAGAAUCAUUCUUCUACAAGAUUCUUAAUACAGCUUUACGCACACAAAAUAUUCAUAUGAUUUUUUUAUUCCGAUCAUUUAUUUAUGAUAUUUAUCGUCAAUUGCAAAAAUAUCAAUCUAAGAAGGUUGUACGCGUUUAUCGAUGUCAACUAAUGUCAAACGAUGAAUUAAAUAAUCUUAAACAAAAUAUUGACCAAUUCAUUUCAGUAAAUUCAUUUUUCUCCACCAGUGAUGAACGUUCAACAGCACUCUUCCUUCUAGGUGAUAUAACUACACAGAUUGAUUUAGAACGAGUGUUGUUUGAAAUUGAUGCUGAUCCUAAGAUAGUUAAUACAAAACCAUUUGCUGAUAUUAGUCAACAUAGUGAUUUUCCAGAUGAAUCAGAAGUUCUAUUUAUGAUUGGUUCCAUUUUUCGUCUUAAUAGUAUUGAUCGUGGUGAUGAUCAAAUAUGGAUCAUUAAAAUGACUCUAUGUAAUGAUGAUGAACAUGAUUUAAAACAAGUUCUUAUGUAUAUGAAACAACAAAUUGAAAAUGAAGAGACAAAUCUUCGGAGAUUAGGAAAUGUAUUAUGGGAAAUGGGUAAAUUUGAUUUAGCUGAAAAAUAUUUUAAUCGUUCGUUGAAACAACUUCCAUCAAAUGAUCCAUUACAUAUCAGUUUAUACGAAGAUCUUGGUAAACUCGCAUCACAGACAGGUGAUUAUGAUAUGAGUAUGAAAUGGCGUCAAAAAUUACUUACAUUCAAAGCGGAAAAUUCUUUAGCUAGCAAUGUUAUUGUUGAUAAAACAAACAAUUCCAUCAGACAACUAACUUUCUGCAAUCAUAUUAAUAUUAACACAAAAUGGAAACAACAUGGAAUUACUAUUGCUGGAGGAAAUGGAGACGGCAAUCAAUUAAAUCAACUUCACCGUCCUUGUGGUAUCUAUGUUAAUGAUGAUCAGCAAACUAUUUAUAUUACUGAUCUGAUAAAUAGUCGUAUUGUCGAAUGGAAAUAUGGAGCAAAGAAUGGUCAAGUUGUUGCUGGUGGAAAUAGAGAAGAAAAUCAAAGUGAUCAAUUGAGUUGUCCAGCAGAUGUGAUUGUUGAUAAAAAGAAUGAUUCUCUUAUCAUUUGUGAUUUUAUAAACAGACGAGUGGUACGAUGGUCUCGUCAAAAUGGUACACAUGUAGAAACAAUCAUUUAUGACAUUCAUUGCCAAGGUCUAACAAUGGAUAAUAAUGGAAAUCUUUAUGUUUCUGACUGUGCGAAGAAUGAAGUGAGACGAUGGAAACAAGGAGAAAGAAAAGGAACAAUAGUAGCAGGUGGAAAUGGACAAGGAAAUCAUCUCAAUCAGCUGGAUAAUCCUACUUAUAUUUUCGUUGAUGAAGAUCAAUCAAUUUAUGUGUCCGAUCAUAAGAAUCAUCGUGUGAUGAAAUGGAUGAAGGGUGCAAAAGAAGGUAUUGUUGUUGCUGGUGGAAAUGGUGAAGGGAAUAGUUUGACACAAUUGUCUAAUCCUGAAGGAGUGACUGUCGAUCAUUUGGGUAAUGUUUAUGUGGCUGAUUGCUACAAUGAUCGAAUAAUGCGUUGGUGCGAAGGAUCUUAUGAAGGUAGUAUUAUUCUUGGUGGAAAUGGAAAGGGAGAACAAUCAAAUCAGUUCAAUGAGCCCACAGGUUUAUCAUUUGAUGUUCAAGGUAAUCUCUAUGUUGUUGAAUAUUGGAAUCAUCGAGUACAAAAAUUUGAUAUUGAUUUCAGUUAA